UUGCAUUUGCGUAGCUUUCCGAUCCGACGGUCGACUAUAUAAGCCCGGUUCCCACUAUCCAAAAUCAUCAGUUUAUCUCAAUCGAAACAAUCCAGAAUCAAUAUGAAAUUCUUCUCCGUCGUCGCCGUCUUCGUACUCGGUCUGCUGGCUGUGGCCAACGCUGUUCCACUGUCGCCCGAUCCAGGAAACGUGAUCAUCAACGGCGACUGCAAGUACUGCAAUGUGCGCGGUGGAAAGUAGGAAGAUUCUUGUCCAAGGAUCGAGACCAUUUAUCCUGAAGUCACACAUAGAAUUUAUAAUGCCAAACAAACAAAUACAUAAAAAGAGAGGAAUUUACUACGUUUUACACAAGAAAAGAAAACA
Molecule: messenger RNA, 363 nt
Organism: Drosophila teissieri
Lineage: Eukaryota; Metazoa; Arthropoda; Insecta; Diptera; Drosophilidae
Product: bomanin Short 2-like
Exons: 2
Coding region: 103-240 (45 amino acids)
Biological process (GO): defense response
Source: RefSeq, a predicted model, not a curated record